CAGCACGUCUGUGACGUGGUGGACGCAAAGGAGAAGCCCGAAACCGGCGAUCGCGACCUUUGCGGGCUUUGUUCUCCCCUCCCCCCCAACAAAAACACGAUGUCGUCGUAUCCCCAGUCAUAUCCUGCGCCCCAGUACGGUGCUCCUUCCACGGGGGUGUCAGCCCCAUCAGCAUACCCAAGUACGAGCCAAAAGAACCGCAAAAUCACCUUCCCUCCACUUCCCCCAACAGCACAUCUCUUGCUUGUGGGGGUGUGUUCUGUCGGCUUGUGCGUGCCUCAGUGGGCGUUCCGGGAUACGAGGCGGCCUAUGCUGCCUACCCUCCUGCCUCCGCCUACCCGGCUGGCGAUGCUGCUGGCGCGACGUAUGGCUCCUAUGAGAUGCCGCCUGGCUAUCAGUAUUACCAGCAGUACCCCGCCGGCGGCUAUGUGGUGAGCUUUGCCGUGGGGCAAGAGACCUGCAGAUGUCCUUUCCUGCUGUGUCUUGGAUUGUGUAGGUGACCCGUGAAGCCAAGAAGAAGAAAUCUUGCUGCUAAUUUCGACGACCACCACCGACCCGACAGGCGACAACUACUCUUCAAGCUGCAAGACGCGCAAGACUUCACCAUUGAUGGAUGGAUACAUACUAGCAGACAGAUAUAGACGUUCGUAUGGGGAUGUACACACGUAUUUCAUAGGUGGAUAAAGGGGUCACAUAGGUAAGGGAUGGGCGAGAGAAAAGGGGCAGGGCAGGGCAGGGAGGGGGCACACCACACCACAGCACAGCACAGCACUCGUCUGGCCGACCGUUUUUUUGCUUCCAUUGUUCUUCUGUUAUGUCAUGAGAGUACAGCCAAGUGGGGCAGUCAGAUUGCAUUGCAUUGCAUUCAAUGCAUCCAUCCAUUCACCCACAGCACACCGCACAGACAAGAGAUCACGCCACACAUGUGUGGGGAAGAGAGAGCAUUGCAUCCACCCGAGACCCAAGCACCCCACCCAUCCAUCAUCACGCAUGGCUGAGCUAUGACUGACUGACUGACUGACUGGCAUGCCACGGACUUAUCAUUCCCAUGAGCUGAAAACGUUUGCUGCCGCCCGCCCUUGUAGUAUGAUUGAUACACGCGCCAUGCGCACGAGCGCACAUGCACAUACAAGUACAUGACACAAAAACGGUGAAAAUCGAACGUCUGUACAUGCAUUGCAAGCGGGACAUACAGAAAA
Messenger RNA from Vitrella brassicaformis, 1199 nucleotides. The record is from the annotation of a GenBank genome assembly. NCBI's taxonomy places the organism in Eukaryota, Vitrellaceae.